Saccharomyces mikatae IFO 1815 is the source of this 1191-nucleotide messenger RNA. RefSeq names its product diphosphomevalonate decarboxylase MVD1 (gene MVD1). The transcript has a single exon. NCBI's taxonomy places the organism in Eukaryota, Fungi, Ascomycota, Saccharomycetes, Saccharomycetales, Saccharomycetaceae. The coding region runs from base 1 to 1191 and encodes 396 amino acids. Gene Ontology annotation, cellular component: cytosol. Gene Ontology annotation, biological process: isopentenyl diphosphate biosynthetic process, mevalonate pathway; isoprenoid biosynthetic process. The record is from RefSeq and is a predicted model, not a curated record. Gene Ontology annotation, molecular function: diphosphomevalonate decarboxylase activity; ATP binding.
AUGUCCAUCUACACAGCAUCAGUCACCGCACCCGUUAACAUUGCCACUUUGAAAUAUUGGGGGAAAAGAGACACCAAGUUGAAUCUGCCCACCAACUCGUCCAUCUCAGUGACUUUAUCUCAGGAUGACUUGAGAACUUUGACCUCUGCAGCCGCCGCACCUGAGUUUGAAAGUGACACCUUAUGGUUAAAUGGAGAACCACACAGCAUUGACAAUGAGAGAACUCAAAACUGUCUGCGCGACCUGCGCCAGUUGAGGAAAGAAAUGGAAUCUAAAGACGCUUCGUUGCCCACUCUAUCUCAAUGGAAACUUCACAUUGUUUCCGAAAAUAACUUUCCUACAGCUGCCGGCUUAGCUUCCUCAGCUGCCGGAUUCGCUGCUUUGGUCUCUGCCAUUGCAAAAUUAUACCAAUUACCACAAUCCACUUCAGAAAUCUCAAGAAUUGCUAGAAAGGGUUCUGGUUCAGCUUGUAGAUCUUUGUUCGGCGGGUACGUAGCUUGGGAAAUGGGGAAAGCUGAUGAUGGUCACGAUUCUAUGGCGGUACAGAUUGCGGACAGCUCCGACUGGCCUCAGAUGAAAGCCUGUGUUCUAGUCGUCAGUGAUAUCAAAAAGGACGUCAGUUCCACCCAAGGUAUGCAAUUGACUGUGGAAACCUCUGAAUUAUUUAAAGAAAGAAUCGAACACGUCGUACCAAAGAGAUUCGAGAUCAUGCGUAAAGCCAUUGUCGAGAAAGAUUUUGCCACUUUUGCCAAGGAAACAAUGAUGGAUUCCAAUUCUUUCCAUGCCACAUGUUUGGACUCUUUCCCUCCAAUAUUUUACAUGAAUGACACUUCCAAGCGCAUUAUUAGUUGGUGCCACACCAUUAACCAGUUUUAUGGUGAAACAAUUGUCGCAUACACUUUUGAUGCUGGUCCAAAUGCUGUGUUAUACUACUUAUCUGAAAACGAAUCGAAGCUGUUUGCAUUUAUUUAUAAACUGUUUGGAGCUGUUCCAGGAUGGGACAAGAAGUUUACUGUUGAACAGCUUGAGGCUUUCAACCAACAAUUUGAAUCCUCUAACUUUACUGCGCGUGAAUUGGACCUUGAGUUACAAAGUGGUGUUUCCAGAGUGAUUUUGACUCAAGUUGGCUCAGGCCCCCAAGAAACGAAAGAAUCUCUGAUUGACGCAAAGACCGGUUUGCCAAAUAAAUAA